GUACCAGGCCUUAUAGGUGGUACUGAUGACCAGGCACUGGUGAAGUUGCACUGCUAUGCGGCACUGAUAGACGGCACUGAUAAAGUUGCACUGAUAGGCGGCACUUAUGGGUGGCACUGGGUGGCAUAGCGGAUGAACAGAACCCUGCAUGAAUAUUAUAGCGGAUGGACAGAACCCUGAGUGAAUAUUACAGUGGACGGACAGAACCCUGAGUGAAUAGUAUAGUGGAUGGACAGAACCCUGAGUGAAUAGUAUAGUGGAUGGACAGAACCCUGAGUGAAUAUUACAGUGGACGGACAGAACCCUGAGUGAAUAUUACAGUGGACGGACAGAACCCUGAGUGAAUAUUACAGUGGAUGGACAGAACCAAGUGAAUAUUAUAGUGGAUGGACAGAACCCUGCAUGAAAAUUACAGUGGACGGACAGAACCCUGAGUGAAUAUUACAGCGGACGGACAGAACCCUGCGUGAAUAUUACAGUGGACGGACAGAACCCUGAGUGAAUAUUACAGCGGACGGACAGAACCCUGCGUGAAUAUUACAGUGGAAGGACAGAACCCUGAGUGAAUAUUACAGUGGACAGACAGAACCCUGCAUGAAUAUUACAGUGGACGGACAGAACCCUGAGUGAAUAUUACAGUGGACGGACAGAACCCUGAGUGAAUAUUACAGCGGACGGACAGAACCCUGAGUGAAUAUUACAGUGGAAGGACAGAACCCUGAGUGAAUAUUACAGUGGACGGACAGAACCCUGAGUGAAUAUUACAGUGGACGGACAGAACCCUGCAUGAAUAUUACAGUGGACGGACAGAACCCUGAGUGAAUAUUACAGUGGAUGGACAGAACCCUGAGUGAAUAUUACAGUGGACGGACAGAACCCUGAGUGAAUAUUAUAGCAGACAAACAGAACCCUGCAUGAAUAUUACAGUGGAUGGACAGAACCCUGAGUGAAUAUUACAGUGGACGGACAGAACCCUGAGUGAAUAUUAUAGCAGACGGACAGAACCCUGCAUGAAUAUUACAGUGGACGGACAGAACCCUGAGUGAAUAUUACAGUGGACGGACAGAACCCUGCAUGAAUAUUACAGUGGACGGACAGAACCCUGAGUGAAUAUUACAGUGGACGGACAGAACCCUGAGUGAAUAUUACAGUGGAUGGACAGAACCCUGAGUGAAUAUUACAGUGGACGGACAGAACCCUGAGUGAAUAUUAUAGCAGACAAACAGAACCCUGCAUGAAUAUUACAGUGGAUGGACAGAACCCUGAGUGAAUAUUAUAGCAGACAAACAGAACCCUGCAUGAAUAUUACAGUGGAUGGACAGAACCCUGAGUGAAUAUUAUAGCAGACGGACAGAACCCUGCAUGAAUAUUACAGUGGACGGACAGAACCCUGAGUGAAUAUUACAGUGGACGGACAGAACCCUGAGUGAAUAUUACAGUGGACGGACAGAACCCUGAGUGAAUAUUAUAGCAGACAAACAGAACCCUGCAUGAAUAUUACAGUGAAUGGACAGAACCCUGCAUGAAUAUUAUAGCGGAUGGACAGAACCCUGAGUGAAUAUUACAGUGGAUGGACAGAACCCUGAGUGAAUAUUAUAGCGGACGGACAGAACCCUGAGUGAAUAUUACAGUGGACGGACAGAACCCUGAGUGAAUAUUAUAGCAGACAAACAGAACCCUGCAUGAAUAUUACAGUGGAUGGACAGAACCCUGAGUGAAUAUUACAGUGGACGGACAGAACCCUGAGUGAAUAUUAUAGCAGACGGACAGAACCCUGCAUGAAUAUUACAGUGGACGGACAGAACCCUGAGUGAAUAUUACAGUGGACGGACAGAACCCUGCAUGAAUAUUACAGUGGACGGACAGAACCCUGAGUGAAUAUUACAGUGGACGGACAGAACCCUGAGUGAAUAUUACAGUGGAUGGACAGAACCCUGAGUGAAUAUUACAGUGGACGGACAGAACCCUGAGUGAAUAUUAUAGCAGACAAACAGAACCCUGCAUGAAUAUUACAGUGGAUGGACAGAACCCUGAGUGAAUAUUAUAGCAGACGGACAGAACCCUGAGUGAAUAUUACAGUGAAUGGACAGAACCCUGCAUGAAUAUUACAGUGAAUGGACAGAACCCUGCAUGAAUAUUAUAGCGGAUGGACAGAACCCUGAGUGAAUAUUACAGUGGAUGGACAGAACCCUGAGUGAAUAUUAUAGCGGACGGACAGAACCCUGAGUGAAUAUUACAGUGGAUGGACAGAACCCUGAGUGAAUAUUACAGUGGAUGGACAGAACCCUGAGUGAAUAUUACAGUGGAUGGACAGAACCCUGAGUGAAUAUUAUAGCGGACGGACAGAACCCUGAGUGAAUAUUAUAGCGGACGGACAGAACCCUGAGUAAAUAUUAUAGCGGACAGACAGAACUCUGAGUGAAUAUUACAGUGUAUGGACAGAACCCUGAGUGAAUAUUACAGUGUAUGGACAGAACCCUGACUGAAUAUUACAGUGGACAGACAGAAGAACCCUGAGUGAAUAUUAUAGUGGACAGACAGAACCCUGAGUGAAUAUUAUAGUGGACAGACAGGAUGGGUGUGGAGUAUUAGGAGGAUGAGGUAGAAAGCUGCUGUGCAGGGUACACCCUGAGUUCACAGGCUUAUUAGUGGUGUGUAUGAAGGAGAGGAGUCAGUCAGUCAGAGGAGCUUCUAUUCUCUGCCUCCUCCUCCUCCUCCUCCCGCACACACAGCCUGGCUAUGGCACUAUAUGCUGAUAACUUUCCUCCUCACAACUAAACUUUCCUGACUGAAGGACCAGGAGGGGGCGGCACCCCGAAGCCUCCUCCUUUGUCUGUUGUAGGGCGGUCGGCUGGCUGCCAGAGUGGGAUGAUUUGAAGUCUCCGGAAAUGAUGAAAAUAAGGAUAGAAAACGAGAAAAGAAGAUUGAAGUGAGUGCCUGCUGGAGAUUCGUCUUUGGUUAAAUUUGUAUUUCUUGUGGAGAGACCUGGCAGAUGUCCCAAGUGAAAGAACCUUUUCCUCCAGGGCCUGUAGGGCCUGAACAUGAUGCUUCAGCCGAAGACAGCCUCUUGAUCUCUCUCCCCUUGGAAAAAUGUGAAAAUGAAAAUUUGGAUGUGGAAGAUACAAAUCAAUCUUUCAAGAAUAAAGGUGUCCAGACAGAUCUAGACAUUGGUUCUGUUUUGGGGAAUAGAAGUGAUACCAUAAUUCAAUCCCAACCUCAGAGCUUGCCUCAGCCAAAUACUUCAGCACUGGAACAGAGCGAGGAAGAAACUGGCAAGAUAAAAAAUGGUCAUGUAGGUCUGAGUAAUAUCAAUGGAAUCCACAAUGGGGUCAAACAUGUUGCUGCAGAUCACAGAAAGUUAUCAGCUCCUGUUUCUCAAAAAAUGCACAGGAAGAUCCAAUCCAGUUUGUCUGUGAGCAGUGAUGGAAGUAAAAAAAGCAAAAUGAGCAGCUCCACAUAUUCUCAGAAACCCACCUCUUCACCAGAAGACUGCUGUGCUUCUUUGAUUUUGGCCUGUCUCUUCUGUCAGUGCACUGAGUUCAUCCUUGGCCCACAUCAGGUUUGCUCCUGUCUGCAUGAGGCCUGCAACUCCUGCUGUGGCUACUGUUCCAAUGUCUGUGUGGGCCUUGAGGAAAUUCCUGCUGAGGACCUCAACUACCACUUUGAUUGUGACUUUGCCCUUUUUGAUUCUUGCUGUGAGACAGCUGAGUGCCUGGAGAUCUGUUUUGAGUGUUCUGAACUCUGUGAAUAUAGUUAGCUGAAAGGAUGACCAAGGUCAAUGUUCAAUUGCUGUGUUCACUGUAUCUUAGCGUGCUUAUUCUGCGAAUUCCUGACACUCUGUAACAUUGUACUGGGACAAGCUUCUUGUGGA
Molecule: messenger RNA, 3871 nt
Organism: Rana temporaria (common frog)
Lineage: Eukaryota; Metazoa; Chordata; Amphibia; Anura; Ranidae
Gene: MDFIC
Product: MyoD family inhibitor domain containing
Exons: 6
Coding region: 2993-3757 (254 amino acids)
Source: RefSeq, a predicted model, not a curated record